AUGUCGAUUAUUUUUAAUGCUUCGCAAUAUGAAGAUGCAUACCGACCAAAGAGACUUGGAAAUUGGGAAAUUCCUAAUCUAAAAACGUUCGACGGAUUUACUGAAAUCAUAGCUGAUAAUCGAGGACAUCUCAAAGACAAUAAAAGAGAUUCCAAAUUUUCGUGGAGUACGUAUAUUGGCACGUGGGAUCUUCCUAAAAGCAUUCCUGGAAAUCAUGUAAGUACAAGAACAAGCAGAAGUGCUAAAGCAGUCGAAAAAUUGGAAAGUGGCUUGCAUACAGCUAAUGAAACUAUUGUCCAAUGUCUUCAGAGAAGACAGAAAAAUCAGGUUGUUUCAAAUAUAUAAAAAUAGAAAAAUGAGGACAAAGUUGUAGUCGUAAAAACAGAGGAAAGCGUUAAACCGGAUGUGUUGACAAUCGAAAAAAACGAGGAAAC
Molecule: messenger RNA, 434 nt
Organism: Octopus sinensis (East Asian common octopus)
Lineage: Eukaryota; Metazoa; Mollusca; Cephalopoda; Octopoda; Octopodidae
Product: protein Flattop-like
Exons: 2
Coding region: 1-345 (114 amino acids)
Biological process (GO): cilium organization
Cellular component (GO): ciliary basal body
Source: RefSeq, a predicted model, not a curated record